CAGAUGAAGAAAAAACAGAACAGCGUGAGCAGCGUCAGGCUGUUAGCAUUGAUCACCAGGCUAACCUGAUACUGUCGUUUAUCUGUAAAGGAUUUCAAUAAAUUAACAUCGUAUGUUUUGAGUUCAGUUAACUCUUGCCUGUUAUAACUCAAGAGGAUUUAACUUACUACAGAUAUCCGUGUCAAACAGUGUUCCGAUCAAGAAUAUUCAUGAGCUGUAUUAUUUGACAACCCAGCAAAAGGAGGUGAAGAUGAACCCCCAGGAGAAGGUAAAGCGUCCCCUAUGCAUUUGCGUGGCAACCUGUAACAGAGCGGACUACUCCAAACUCGCUCCCAUCAUGUUUGGCAUCAAAUUGCAUCCAGAGCUGUUCGACCUCAAGGUGGUGGUGCUCGGUUCACAUCUCAUUGACGAUUAUGGAAACACCUUCCGUAUGAUUCAGCAGGAUGAUUUUGACAUUGGCUCGAAAUUGCACACCAUCGUCCGUGGUGAGGACGAAGCGGCCAUGGUGGAGUCCGUUGGUCUCGCACUCGUAAAGCUCCCUGACGUCCUCCAGCGUCUCGCCCCGGACAUUCUUCUUGUUCAUGGUGACCGUUUCGACGCCCUUGCCCUGGCCACGGCAGCCGCUUUGAUGAACAUUCGCAUUUUACACCUUGAGGGUGGAGAAGUCAGCGGGACGAUCGACGACUCCAUUCGGCACGCCAUCACCAAACUGGCACACUACCACGCCGUCUGCACGCGAUCGGCUGAGAGACACCUUAUUUCCAUGUGUGAAGAUCACUCUCGCAUCUUACUGGCUGGCUGCCCGUCGUACGACACGCUGCUGACCGCCCACAAGCGAGACGAUUACGCUGAUAUUAUCAAAUCUUGGCUUGGAGAUGGCGUGAAGGAGCAGGACUAUAUCGUAGCUCUACAGCAUCCUGUUACCACAAACAUCCAGCACUCCAUUAAGAUCUACGAGUUAAUGCUGGACGCUCUCAUCUCCUUCAACAAGAAGACUCUCAUACUCUACCCCAAUAUAGAUGCAGGGAGUAAAGAGAUGGUUCGAGUGAUGAGGAGGAAAGGAAUCGAGAAGCACCCCAACUUCUGCGCCGUCAAGCACGUUCCCUUUAAUCAGUUCAUUCAGUUGGUGGCUCACGCCGGCUGUAUGAUCGGGAAUAGCAGCUGUGGCGUUCGGGAGGCUGGAGCAUUCGGGACACCUGUUAUUAACCUGGGCACUCGCCAGACAGGUCGAGAGACAGGGGAAAAUGUUUUACAUGUACGAGACGCAGACACGCAUAACAAAAUCUUCCACGCCUUGGAGCUACAGUUUGGAAAGCGCUACCCAUGCUCCAAGAUCUACGGUGAUGGAAACGCUGUCCAACGUAUCUUAAAAUUCCUUCAGACUAUUAACCUCAACGAGCCUUUACAAAAGAGGUUUUGCUUUCCGCCAGUAAAGGAGUGCAUCUCCCAAGACAUCGACCACAUUCUGGAGACACAGAGUGCCCUUGCUGUUGACCUAGGGGGCACCAACUUGCGAGUGGCCAUAAUUAGUAUGAAGGGUAAAAUAGUCAAGAGGUACGUCCAGUUGAAUCCUAAGACGUUCGAGGAGAGGAUAGAGCUCAUUCUGACCAUGUGCAAGCAAGCCAUGGCUGACGCCGUUCACCUAAACUGCCGGAUCCUUGGAGUCGGCGUGAGCACGGGAGGCCGUGUCAACCCACAGGAGGGUGUGGUCCUUCACUCUACAAAGCUAAUAAAUGAGUGGAGUUCGGUGGACAUCCGCACGCCGCUCUCCAGCGCCCUCCACCUGCCCGUGUGGGUCGACAAUGACGGGAAUUGCGCAGCCCUUGCCGAGAGAAAGUUUGGGCACGGGAAUGGCGUAGAGAACUUUGUCACCGUCAUCACUGGAACCGGUAUCGGAGGUGGCAUUAUCCAGCACAAUGAACUGAUUCACGGCAGCGCGUUUUGCGCAGCGGAACUUGGCCACAUUGUGGUCUCUCUGGACGGACCAGAAUGCACCUGCGGCAGCCACGGCUGUAUAGAAGCCUAUGCAUCGGGCCAUGCCCUGCAAAAAGAGGCAAAGAGAUUGCAUGACGAGGAUCAGCUAUUGGUAGAUGGAAUGACUUUGAACAAAGAACAGGUGGAUGCACGUCAUCUCAUCGAUGCAGCCCAUUUUGGCAAUUCCAAAGCAGAAAGCAUACUUCACACGGCUGGUACCGCACUGGGUCUGGGUAUUGUGAACAUCUUACACAUGGUCAAUCCGUCCCUGGUGAUCCUGUCUGGCAUUUUGGCGAAACACUAUGAAAAUCCAGUUCGACAGGUCAUCAGACAGCGCUCCCUCCUCUCGGUACAGGAAACACAGGUUAUGGUGUCUGACCUCGAGGAUCCGGCUCUGCUAGGGGCUGCAAGCAUGGUGUUGGACUACACCACCCGCCGUACUUACUGAGAGGGUUGAAAAACCAAGAACCAAUCAUGGAGACUUUUGGGACUGUGGGCCAAUCACGUGUUGUUAUUAUUAUUCGUUAAGCCUGUGGGGACUUUAAGACUUUGAGGCUUUUGUCUCGGUUCAGAUAAUGGUCUUCCUGCAGUCCUAUGCAGGUGCUAUUAUAUUUGGGAUCAAACAUUAAUGAAAGGUGUGCAAUUUUAAUGAUUAAUUUAUAAAGAGUUUAUGAAGGAAUAUUGGAUGAAGUGUUUGUAUUUAUACUGGAUCGAAUGGGUGUUUGAUGUUGGGAUGAUAUUCUCUUUGUUUCUGUCUUGUUUAUUAUGUUCUCUCAUAAAAGCAGUCUAUAUUUUCAUCUUUUGCGCCUUAUGAUGUUGCCAAAUAUGUCUUUUGUAAGCCCUUGCUUUCAAAUUGUUUGCAUUGCUGUUCGUUCAGUAUGUUUAUCUAAUUUAAUAUGUUUGUCUCUCAGAAGCUGUAAAAACAAAACAUCCUUUAAAACAAUUAUCUUGAAUGUCUUUAUUGCCAGUGAGAUUUUUAAACUGGACUGCAUACAGGCCCCUAGAGUCCUUCACAUCUAAUCUAUACUUUAUGGCGUGGUUUCCCAGACAAGAUUAAGCAAGCACUAGACCUUAGUUAUAUUGGGGUGUUUAAAGGAAAACACCACCGUUUUUUAAAUAUUUUACUAUGUUCUUAUCUCAACUUAGACAAAAUAAUACAUGCCUGUCUUUUUUCAAUGCGUGCACUUUUAAUCUUUGUACAACGCUUUAUGAAUGUGUAAGCAUUUAGCCUAGCCCCAUUCAUUCCUAUGGUUACAAACAGGGAUGAAUUUGGAAGCCACCAAAAACUCAUGUUUUCCCUAUUUAAAGACUGUUACACAAGUAAGUAUGGUGGCACAAAAUAAAACUUUUGUUUGGAGCCAUAGGAAUGAAUGGGGCUAGGCUAAAUGUUAACACAUUCACGAAGCACUGUACAAAGA
Paramisgurnus dabryanus is the source of this 3392-nucleotide messenger RNA. RefSeq names its product glucosamine (UDP-N-acetyl)-2-epimerase/N-acetylmannosamine kinase (gene gne). The record is from RefSeq and is a predicted model, not a curated record. Lineage: Eukaryota; Metazoa; Chordata; Actinopteri; Cypriniformes; Cobitidae. Gene Ontology annotation, biological process: UDP-N-acetylglucosamine metabolic process. Gene Ontology annotation, molecular function: UDP-N-acetylglucosamine 2-epimerase activity; hydrolase activity, hydrolyzing O-glycosyl compounds; N-acylmannosamine kinase activity.